Molecule: messenger RNA, 2472 nt
Organism: Melospiza melodia melodia
Lineage: Eukaryota; Metazoa; Chordata; Aves; Passeriformes; Passerellidae
Product: V-type proton ATPase subunit S1-like
Exons: 12
Coding region: 1-1608 (535 amino acids)
Source: RefSeq, a predicted model, not a curated record
AUGGAAGGGGGCGUGGUCACUGCUCAGAGGGAGCGUUUCCCUGCUUUGAGGGGGCGUGGUCGCUGCUCCGAGGGGGCGUGGUCUCUGCUCCGAGGGGCGUGGCCAAUACUGAGCGACCGCCGUUCCCCUGCAGAGGGGGCGUGGCCACACGCUCUGAAAGGGGCGUGUCCGCCGCAGAGUGGGCGUGGCCUGCGCCGUGAGGGGACGCUCCAAGAUGGCGGCUCUGGCUGCGCUCUGGGCGCUGCUCUCGGCCCUGGCCGGGCUCGCUCCGGGCCCGGGGCCCGCGGGGGCCGCGCAGCUCCCGCUGCUCGUCUGGAGCACGGAACGGUCUCUGUGGGCGCCCCCUCCCCUCCCCGCGGCCGGGCUCUGUCGGAGCCGGAGCUGCAGCAGCUGCUGGAGCCGGGGCUGCGCCGGGGACCGCGAACUGUGCUGCUGUUCCUGCAGGACCAGUUAUCCGUGGAUGACCUGACGGCGUUCGGGGCCGUGUUCGGGAAUGAGCCCAACGGAGCCUUCAAUAAACUGAGGGACGCUCUGAGCUCGGCGGGCUCCACGCUGACCCUGCCCUGGGUGUCGGGAUCGGCGGCGGCCGCGCUGCCCCACACGCUGCAGCGAGCCCUGGGGGCGCCGGCCCCGCUGAGCCUGCCCGGGGGGGCGCUGGGGGGGCUCCGCAACCGCACGGAGCCCACGGAGAGCGGCCCCGGGGAGCCGGCCGUGCUGCUGGUGGGGCUGCCCCACAGCCGGGGCUCCGGCCUGAUGGGACCCAGAGAGGCUCUGAGCAGGAACGACGCGGUGCUGGGGGAGGUGCUGCAGGUGCUGCAGGAGGAGCAGCUCCCGUACACGGCGCUGUUCACCGCCAGGGCGGCCACGCCCCCCCCCGCCAUCGUUUCCCCCCCGGAUUUUGGGGGUCCCCGCCGCUCCCUCCUUGCCCAGGGGGGGGACCCCGAGGCGCCGCCCCCCCCCCUGCGCUGGCCCCCCCAGGGGGACCCCAAAAUCCUGCUCUGGGCCCGGAACGUGACGGUGACGCUCGGGGGGCGCCCCCGGGACCUGACCCCCCAAACCUUCGGCCCCGAGGCCUCCGUGGAGCUGGGGGGGUCCUCGUGGAGCCCCCACGAGGCUCGGUUGGUUCUGCGCUACCCGGACGUGUUUGGGGACACCCUGAACAUCACGUUUGUUCUCCGCCGGGCGUGGUUCCCGGUCUCGGGCCGCCCGUGGGCGUGGCUUGAGGAGCUGUCACUCACGCUCGGCCCCGCCCCCCCCGCGCGGUUCGGGUCCGGGGCGCCGCCGCCCCCUCCCCCCUCGGGUGGCGCUGCGGGGACCUGGGGAGCCCCGGGCCCCUCCUGCUGCCCCUCCCCCGCUGGAGCACGGCCAGCGCUGGGGCAUCCAAAUCCGGGACCUGCAGGUUCAGGGGUUCAACGUCUCCGGGGGCGUUUUUGGGGGGCCUCGGACUGCGCCGGCUUCUUUGGGGUGGGGGCGUGGAUGGGGCUGCUCUCGGGGGGGCUCCUGCUCGGGGGGCUGCUCCUGGGGGGGGGGGGUCCUGCUGGGGCUGCGCCCAUGGAUCGCUUCGACGACCCCCGAGGGCCCCCCCUGCCCGUGCCCCUGGGCGAGUGAGGGGACCCCCAAAAAAUCCCCAAAAAUGAGCCCCAAAAAUCCUGAAAGUGUCCUGAAAAUUUGGGGGAAAAAAUGUGAGAAUUUGGGGGAGAAAUCCUGAAAAAAGUCCUAAAAAUUUUGGGGGGAAAAUGCAAAAAUUUGGUGUAAAAAUGCAAAUAUUUGGGGGAAAAAUACAAAAGUUUGGUGGAGAAAUGCUAAAAAUUCAGGCGAGAAAUCCUAAAAAUUUGGAGCAAAAAUCCCAAAAUUUCAGGGGAGAAACCCCCAAAAAUCGGAGGAAAAAUCCCAAUAAAUUUGGAGUAAAAAUCAUAAAAGUUUGGUGGAGAAAUCCUAAAAAAUGUGGAGGAAAAAGUCCCAAGAAUUUGGAGUAAAAAUCCUGAAAUUCAGUGGAGAAAUCGGAGGGAAAAAUCCCAAAAGUUUGAGGGAGAAAUCCUGAAAAUUUGGAGGAAAAACCCCAAAAAUUUCAUAGAGAAAUCCUAAAAAUUCAGAGUAAAAAUCCAAAAAAUUUGGAGAAAAAAAAUUGCAAAAGUUUCGUAGAGAAAUCCCAACAAUUCAGAGGAAAAAUCCCAAAAGUUUGGAGGAGAAAUCCCAAAAAAUUCAGCAUCAAAAUCCUAGAAGUUUAGGGUAGAAAUCCUAAAAACUUGAAGGAGAAAUCCCAAAAAAUUCGGAGUAAAAAUCCUAAAAGUUUGGGGGAGAAAUCCCAAAAAAUCAGAGAAAAAAAAUCCCAAAUUUGGAGGAAAAAUCCCAAAAGUUUGGUGGAGAAAUCCUGAAAGUUUGAGGGGAAGAAAAGCUAAAAGUUUCUGAGUAAAAUGUCCCCAAAAUGUGCAGGAAAAAUCUCCAAAAAUUCAGAGGAAAAAGCCCCAAAAU